Phalaenopsis equestris is the source of this 881-nucleotide messenger RNA. RefSeq lists its product as uncharacterized. Bases 274 to 723 code for a protein of 149 amino acids. NCBI's taxonomy places the organism in Eukaryota, Viridiplantae, Streptophyta, Magnoliopsida, Asparagales, Orchidaceae. The record is from RefSeq and is a predicted model, not a curated record. The transcript has 2 exons.
UUCCUCUGUCUCAAUUCACCACAAUGUCUAGCGAGGAACUUUAACUGCUGACAAUGAUGCACUCCUCAAGGCCCUCAAAGUCUUUUGGGCUAAAGCCUAGAAGCUAGACGUGAAGCAAAAAUAGGCCGAGGAGGCUCCUGUUGAAGAAACAAGCAAGAUAAAGGUUAUGAAGAGGUCAAAAAGCUGACGAUCGUAAGGAACAGAUUGGAUUCUUUGAUUCCCUUAUAGGCUUGUUACAAUAACAAGUUCUGGAAAAAAACAAGGGUUAGUUUGAUGAUCGUCCAUCCAUUGAUAUUGGACGUUCUCGUCAGAGGACAGGUAAUGCUCGUUUAUACUAUUGCGAAGCCAACAAGUUCUCAGACUGGUGUGGAUAAGGUGAUGAUCGGAAUAGAAUUCUUGAUCCAUCUGUUGAAGGACGACCUUCCAUUUGUGGGUGGAGAGCCAAGAAAAAUCGGUGAGGGCGUUAACAUUAUCACCAUUUCUAAACGAAACCGGAUUGUUGACCCUGAUUUUGAUCAUGCGAAGGAUGCAGAUGCUAUGGACCAAAGGAAGAACGAGGGGAACCCUCCUCACGGUGAGGGCAAAAUCUUGGAUCGCCAAGGCAUUCCCAGCAUAGUGAGAGAUGAGAAGGUAACUGAGCGACAUCGGGAAUCCUCUGAUUCCUUAAUGCACCGCCUUGUAGAUAUGGAGGAAUACUUUGCACGUACCAUGGGAUAUCCUUGAGGGGAUGGUGAUCCAGGAAUCGUCAAAGCUAUGAUGAGAAUUGAUUGGGUAGAGAAAGAGAUAAUCAUUUUGCGUAAGGAAUUUUUUGCCUUCCGAGGGAGAUGGUUGCUACUCAAGAGGAGACGGUGGACCAAUGUUUGGAGGUGUCAGCCACUAGA